Molecule: messenger RNA, 696 nt
Organism: Alternaria rosae
Lineage: Eukaryota; Fungi; Ascomycota; Dothideomycetes; Pleosporales; Pleosporaceae
Exons: 2
Coding region: 1-696 (231 amino acids)
Source: RefSeq, a predicted model, not a curated record
AUGCGCAUCCAAGAUAUCUACAUCCUUCUUCUGUCGGCAAUCGUGAGCGGUAGACUCUUCGCCGAGUCUGAGUACCUGCAAGACAUUGAGGAGACUACAACCACGAUAGGUGCGAGCCCAGCUUCGGUUCCUACGUCGGGUUCGCCUACUGUGACAUAUAUCGCUGACUUGGGCGACAUUGGGCUCCGUCAGGGAUCCGGCAUUGCUUCAGUCGAGAGUGCACCCGCGCCAGUUCAGCAACCACCUGCCAUCAUCACAGCGAUACCAGCUGCAGAGCUUGUCCCAGCUUUUCCCGUUGUCAAUCACAUACCACCACCAGCUCUCGCGCCUCCCGUCAAUGCCAUCGCGCCCGUAGCCCCAGCACUACCAAUCAAUGUUGCUGGGACUGCAGGCGCAGAUGUUACGCGUUUAGCGAAGCCAUUCAGCAACGUACCCUUCUACACCGUUGUAUGGGCUGAGACAUGGAUCGGCGGAACUUAUUCCACCUGGUGGCCAUAUACUAUAUCGCUUGACUUCAAGCCUGUUCAGACGCAAGCUCCACUUCCAGGCGUAGGAUCGAUCGGUAUGGGUACGCUCACUGGUAAGACGGGAGUGACGCGAACGGUCGUGGUGAACGCGGCGCCUACACAAGGAGUAGGAUGGGCGAAAGGUUUUGCUGCAGCUGUUGGGAUUGGCAUGGCGGGUAUGGCAGUAUGA